GCGCUUAGAGACGGAGUGAGAGAGAGAGAGAGAGAGGAGAGCGAAAUAAGUGAGACUUUUUUUAUACCUCCGGUCUCGCAACUGUAUUCUCCCAUCUUUCUCGUCCUGGAAGAAAAAGUGAGAAAGAGGUGACAAUAUAAAGUUGGCGAACUUUGUUCAUCCUCAGAAACGCCAUUUUGCUUCCUCUCCGGAACAAGUUUGUAGCUUUUUUUUUUUUCUUAGUCCAUCAUCACCAUUUACCAUCAUCCCCAUGUCUCGGCGCAAGCAGCCCAACCCCAACAAAGUCAAACUAAUGGAAGGCGCCACCGAAGACAAGCGACUGGGGGAAGGGAUCAGCGGGGCUCUGAGCAUGGACUUGGAACAUUCCAGAGAGAAGGAGAACCUCACCUCUGCACAGACACACGAGGAGCACACAGAAGAAAGCGGAGAGACGGAGGAGGACGGAGCUUGCGCAGAGGAAGGAGGCGACGGCGUGGACCUGUCCUCCAUCAACGCCAUGAUGUCCAACGUGAUGAGCGCCAGCCAGCUCAACGGCGGCAGAGACUCCGCCUCCGUCAGCCCCGCCAAGACGCCCGCCAAGUCGCCGUCUGUGAACCGAGCGGGGAGAAAGAGCCAGGAGCCCAAAGAGGACCGUUCCUUCAUAUGCCCCCUGUGUGACAAGAACUGUGGUACUCAGCAUCAGCUAACUAUGCACAUCCGACAGCACAACACUGACAGCGGGGGUACGGACCACUCCUGCAGCAUCUGUGGCAAGGCCCUGAGCUCGGCCAGCUCCCUGGACCGUCACAUGCUGGUGCACAGCGGGGAGAGGCCCUACAAGUGCUCUGUGUGCGGGCAGACCUUCACCACCAACGGCAACAUGCACAGACACAUGAAGAUUCAUGACAAGGACCCUAGCACCAUCAUAGCCUCCAACCCCCCUUCCCCCCUAAAGCGGCGCCGCCCCUCCGCCAAGAGGAAGUCCAGCCUGGAGGAUGAUGGCGACCAGGCCGAGGAGCCGCCCGCUAAAAAGGCCUCCGACGACAGCCCGCGGGAUAAGAAGAACACCGUACAGGGGGCGGAGGAGCUGCACUGUCCAAUCUGCUUCAAGACUUUCAUCUGCAAAUACGGACUGGAGUCGCACAUGGAGACGCACCCUGACGCCUCUCUCAGGUGUGACCAGUGCUGCCUCACUUUCCGGACUCAUCGGGGUCUGCUGCGCCACAAUGCCGUCAUCCACAAGCUGCUGCCGACCGACCCCUCCGGCCGGCCCUUCAUCCAGAACAACCCCUCCAUCCCCCUGGGCUUCAACGACCUGGCCUUCAUCGACUUCUCCUGCCACAAGUUCCCCCAGAUCGCCCAGGCCUGGUGUGAAACAAACUUGCGGCGAAGCACCAGCAAGUUCCACCGCUUUGUGUGUGAGACCUGCAACAAAGCCUUUCCCCUGCAGUCCGCCCUGGAUCUGCACGAAGCCACACACAGCCCUGAGGACGAGUCGGAGGAGAACACCACACCCAUUCCUCAGCAGGGCACACCGCCUGGGUCGGACAAGGCCAGCUUCAUGGAGACCAUGGGCCUUCAGCACAUCUCCCAGGUUAAACCCGUCCCCACAGAGGAAGAGACCCACCAGGCAGUGCUGGACAGCAUCCGGGUGAUCCACGUGGACCCGGCCGCAUCCAGCCUACCUCAGGAGGGCCUCAGCCUCCCCUUGCUGGACCCUACGUCCCUCCAGGGCCUGUCCCAAAAUGCCGCCUUCAACUUCCUGUCCCUGCAGCCCUUCAUCAUGCAGCCGGACAGCGGCAUGGUGGUCAAGCCCUUCUGCAGCGAGGCCGGGCUGGAGCUGGCCGACAUCCAGCAGAUCCUGAAGAUGGCGGCCUCGGCACCCAGCCAAAUCACGCUGCCGCCGCUGUCCAAGGCCCCCAGCAACCCCACGCAGUCCAGCUGUAAGCAGAUGCCCCCUCUGAAGCCAAAGCCCCUGGUGGCGCCGCGCACCAACAUGGCCGCCUCCACCCCGCCCCCCCUCAUGAGCGCCCAGCAGGCUUCGCCGUGCUGCAUCAGCCCAAACCUUCCUCUCCCGCCCAGCCAGCUGCUCAAGAGCCCUGGGGAGUCCUCCUCCUCCUCUUCCUCGAGCAGCCUAGGAUCCGUGGAGAAGAGUCGGAUGGAGGCGGACGGCAUGCUGGACACGCUGAUGCCCAUGGGUACGGGCGAGCGGAAGAUCAAGCAGGAGGCAGGGGAGGAGAAAGACCUGGAAGGGAAGAAAGCCGACUCCCCGGGUCAGUACCCCUGCCGCUUCUGCGACCAGGUCUUCGACUACUCCGGGGUCCUGCAGGCCCACAUGCGCUACCACCUGCGUCUCUCGCCCUACCAGUGCAACAUCUGCGACUACGUGGCCCCCGACAAGGCCACUCUGAUCCGGCACCUGCGUACCCACAGCGGGGAGCGGCCCUACGUCUGCCGCGUCUGCCACUACCCCUUCACUGUCAAGGCCAACUGCGAACGGCACCUCCGCAAGAAGCACAUGAAGAACACCCGCAAGGAGAUCGAGAAGAACAUCGAGUACGUGACCACCACUGCGGGCGGAGUCGGUGCCCCCACCCUGGACCCGCUGGACUCGGCCAGCGCCGGGGACACCACCUGCCGCUACUGCGGGGAGGACCUGAAGAGCUACCGGGCCCUGCAGAUCCACCUCCGAACCCACAACGGCUGCCAGCGCAAGCCCUUUGAGUGCCGCCAGUGUGGGGCGGCCUUCCUGGCCAAGAGGAACUGCAUUCACCACCUGCUCAAGCAGCACCCUGAGGUGCAGGAGGGGGAGAUCGAGGAGCACAUUGCCACCCUGCUGCCUGUCGUGGCCUCUCAAGCUAAGCCCCCCACGCAGAACGGCCAGGUAUCCACCGCGGCCUCUCGGACUGUCAAGGUCGAGGACAUGAGCUUCUAUGCCAGAGAUACAGACCAGCCCUUGGACUUCUCCAAGAAGGGCCAGGCAGCGGCGGGAAACACGGGGGUCUCGUCUGGGAUCAAGCUGGAAGGACUGUACUCUGCUCAGCUCUACCAGUACGAAAGCUCCAUGGAGCCCAUUGACCUCUCCAUGCCCAAGAACCCUGAAAAGAGGCUGAAGAGAGAGGCCGCUGCCACAGAGGUCAGGAAUGAGCAGGCCUCUCCCAGCUCCGAUAUCCCCCACCCUCAGGAGGAGAAGCCCUGCCUGUCCGCAGCCUACCAGCUCUCCCACCCUGUGGCCUCCUCUGUCAAUGGGGUCUCCCAGAAUGCCGGCCGACCGAUGAAGCUGAAGCCGCUCCUGCCUAAACCGACCUCUGCCUCCAGCAAGGAGCUACCUCCUCUGGCUUCCAUUGCCCAGAUCAUCUCCUCUGUGUCAGCCGCUCCCUCCUUGCUGAAGCGGGAGGGUGUCUCCAGCGCCCCCUGCCUGACACCAGAAAAGGGUCGCACCAUCAAAGGGCUCCAUGCAGACUUGGAGUCGUCCAGGGGGGAACAGAGGCUUGCUGACGCCAGCAGCCCGGGAACCUCGUCAGACAGCUUGUCCCCAGAGGAUUCCAAGAGCAGGGGCAAGAAACGACAGCAAAGCAAGAAGAAGCCCAUCAACUUCGCCGAGUUAGACACGGGCAGCGGAAUCGACCUGGAGUCCAGCGGGGAAUUCGCCAGCGUGGAGAAGAUGCUGGCCACUACCGACACCAACAAGUUCAGUCCAUAUCUGCAGGCCAACACGGUGGCUCCUGGGAAGGCGGAGGGGGAGAGGCCGUCCACCAGCGAGGAUGAGAGGGAGGGUCAGGAGGAGAAGCAGUCGCGCCUGCAGGCGAAAGGGAAGAAGAAUGCCUACUCUAACUCCCUGCAGAAAAUGACCUGCCCCUACUGCCCCCGCGUCUUCCCCUGGGCUAGCUCCUUGCAGAGACACAUGCUCACACACACAGGUCAAAAGCCGUUCCCCUGCCCACAGUGUGAUGCCUUCUUCUCCACCAAGUCCAACUGCGAGAGGCACUUGCUACGGAAGCACGGGGUGGCCAAUCGCUCGCUGCGACACAACGGCAUUCUGGGCAAAGCCAAGGUGGAGGAUGGGUCACAUGAGAGCGCAGAGAGCAUGUCGGAUACAGACAUGGUCACUGGAGACGCUAUGGACCUCACAGCCUCCGAGUCCAAAGAGGCAACCGAUUCCCAGGGGUCCUUCUCCGACGGUCAGCUGGAAACGACCUCAUCAGAACCGCCGGGCCACCAGAGGGAGCGAGAGAGCCGGGGAGCCCACUCGGGGCUAAAGACCCCCGAGAGCAACACUGAAGAAAAUGACGAAGAUUCCCAGAGCAACAAGAGCCUGGACCUGAACUUUGCUCGCAGGCUGAUAGACUUCAAGUUCUGCGAAGGCGAGCAGCCAGACCAGCAGCCAGCAGAGGACAGCCUGGGUCUGGAGAGCUGUCUGCAGGAGGAGGACAAGCACACCUGCACUACCUGUGGGAAGAGCUUCCGCUACGCAGCCACCCUGACCCGCCACCAGAGGGCGCAUUUGUCAGACUGCCAGACAGAGGAAGGGAGGAAGGAGACUCCGCCAUCAGAGUCCAGCCUGGAGCCCCAUAACCAUGAGGGGGAGGUUGAGGAGGAGGUGGAGACAGAGGAAAAGAAGGGAGCGGCGGAGGGCGAGGGAAACUGCAGCGGAGCGGACAGCGGCUCGGAGGAAGAGGACAAAGACAAGGAGGAGAAGAGCGAGGAGGAGGGCGGAGGCGCCGAGGCGAAGCGCGGCGACGGUGAGGGGGCGGGAGGAGCCGGGAACAAAGCUGAUAAAAGAAAGAAAAUCUGCAGUGUGUGCAACAAGCGCUUUUGGUCGCUGCAAGACCUAACCAGACACAUGCGCUCUCACACAGGUAAAUAUGACUGUGAGAGGCCCUAUCAGUGCCAGACGUGCGAGCGCACCUUCACCCUGAAGCACAGCCUGGUGCGGCACCAGCGCAUCCACCUGAAGCCCCACGGAGCGGAGGAGGGCGGCGAGGGGGCAGGAGGGGCGGGUGGCCCCAGAGCGGGGUGCAGCGAGGAAGAGGUCGCCAGCAGCGACUCCGGCGACUCCACCCCGGGCAGCGGCACCCCGCCCUCGGUGCCCGAGAACGAGGCCGAGGCAGCGGCCGGGUCGCAGGCCAGCUCCCAGGUCGGGUCCCAGGCCAGCUCCCAGGUCGGGUCCCAGGCCGGCUCCCAGGUCGGGUCCCAGGCCGGCUCCCAGGCCGGGGAGCAGGCAGAGUCGGAUAGCCUGGCGGACGAGAGCACGGAUAGCCAAACGCAGAACUCACCCCAGACACAAGACUCCAGCCUCUCUAUGGAGGAACCUCCCUCGGAACCCUUAGGCGAGGAACCCCCCGCCAGGAACACAGAGCCCGCAGGGGACUACAUCCAAGGCCUCCUGGAGAUCCACACCAAGCCCUCCCUGGACCACCUCCUGCCCUCUGGUGAGCCCCCAUUGGUGGGGGUGGAGUGAUGGCCCACCCUUUUUCCACCUAGGAGUCCGCUUAUUGGUCAGCGCUGUUGUGUCACAUUGCCACAACAGCUGCUGUACCAGAAUGGGAGAUGGUGCCAUCAAACUGCAAUCACCUUUCUAAUGCAAUGAACUGUACAGAAAAAAAACCCUUGCUUCCGAGUGCCUUACUACUACUUUUGAAUCAAGUUACAUUAAAUGGAUGAUGUCAUUUUUCAUAGAAUUUUUAUGAUGAUUAUUUUUUUAACUUUGAAAGAACCAUACUGAAAAUACAAAAAAUGACAAUAAAUUAGUGAUUUGCUGUAGCGAUGUGUAUGAUUGAUGGAAAGAGAAGAGGUAGUAGUAGUUCAGUGUUCAGCAGCAGAAAAUACAGGAAAACUAACACCAUCAGACCUGGGUAAAAGGGCAGUGAAUUUGAUCACAGAACUGGAAGACUCCAGUCCUCAACUGGACAAGAUAAACAAGGUAUGUCUGUGAGAAAAUGAGUGAGAUUGGAAUAAAAGUGAUAAAUGAA
Molecule: messenger RNA, 5951 nt
Organism: Conger conger (European conger)
Lineage: Eukaryota; Metazoa; Chordata; Actinopteri; Anguilliformes; Congridae
Product: ras-responsive element-binding protein 1-like
Exons: 12
Coding region: 251-5440 (1729 amino acids)
Biological process (GO): regulation of transcription by RNA polymerase II
Cellular component (GO): nucleus
Molecular function (GO): RNA polymerase II cis-regulatory region sequence-specific DNA binding; DNA-binding transcription activator activity, RNA polymerase II-specific
Source: RefSeq, a predicted model, not a curated record